CGUGUGACGAGUGCCGAGUGCGGGAUCGAAAAGGGCCUGGUGUAAAAAACCGGAGAAAAAACGGUCUGGCUGGUCUGACGGGCGAGGGAUUGAUUCUGCUACCCACCAAGGCUCUGCGUCUAGCUCGUGGGCCGUGAUUGUCCUCCGUCUGAUCCUCGUCCUCCCUCGGGACUGAAUCUGGGUUGGUGGCCCGCCCACCUGGCUCGUGCCCCACUCCCGAACCCGAUCAUUGGCCGGGUGAGACCGAGACCCACCCGGUGGCCUGCUUCGAUCCCGUGGCUGGGUAAGUGUGGAUAGGUGCUGGGGAGGGGGAAGGGUAUGCGAGCUCCAUCGACCCGGGGGGCGGUGCCGCACGUGACGGAUGAACAAAUUCUAGUCAGCUUGAGUCCGGCCGAGCGGGCCAGUCUGGCUGAGCGCGUGCUGGCCCGCAUUCAAGGCCGAGUGGUGGCCGCCCGCCCGUGCCCCCAGUGCCGACAACCGCUGCUGCUACCCGCACGCCGCCCGGACCCGGACCAUGACCGUGAAGACCCGCCUGACGACGCUAAUCUAGGGGUUACCAACGCCAUUGGUGAGCUCUCAGAAAACGAAAACUCUCCAACCAACAAUUCCCCCGAGUGUCCCAGCCCUCUUGUGCAGUACAAUAGGUCUUCUCGGGCGCCGAAUUCCAGCCCAACCUCCAACGAAAGAUCCGUGGACGAUUCGCUUCCACCAGCCACCGAUUCUGAAUCGCGUGUGCCCGUCAAAUCUGCGGGUUUGGUAGAGCACACCCCACCCACUCGACGCUGUACCCGUCCUCCUCGUCAGGAUGGGGACUCAUCGCUAGUCGCGAAAUCGAACCGUCACUCCGCGGAAGUGGGCGUGGUGAUCCCAAGCCCCGCCCGGGCCGACGCUUCAUCAACGUGCUCAGAGCCGGAACAAGCCGCCGGGCUUCUGAGUCAGGAUUCCGAGCCAAAGAAACCAGCAUCGACUUCCACACCAUUGAAAACAGUUGUCAGAGAGGACCCGAGUUGUGACUCGAACGGCAGUCAGAGUGCAUUUUCCGAUUCACAAGACGCGCCCAUCAGGAGGUCCGGAAACGAAUUCAGGCCUGAGAAGACUCAAAUUGAUGUUUCCGACUUGGAGGAUCAAUCCACGUUUCAAGCCAGCCCUGCUGAGGAUCUCAAUCCCUCGAUCAAUGGUCAGAGUGCUCCGUCCUUGAGGACCAGCCAGAAGCCCCUUGAGGAUUCCGAUGAAGAUGAAACUGAAGCAGCUACAUUGACAAGGAAGCAAAUCAAGAGAAAGGCCAAAAAAUCGCCACAGCUAUCCAGUUCCGAAGGUGAACAUUCUCCACUCAAGACCCGUCAAGCCAAGAAAAAGGCCAAGACAUUGCUUCAAGCAUCCAGUUCUGAAGACGAAGAAUCUCCUUUGGAGGCCAAUCCAGUCAAAAAGAGAGUUAAAAAGUUGCUGCAGGCUUCCAAUGGUGAUGAUGAUGAUGAAUCUCCGGUAAAAGUGAAAAAACUAAAGGCUAAGAAACCGCCUCAUGAAUCCACUGCAGAAGAUGAGGAUUCGCCUCUGAAGACAGAUCAAGUAAAGAGGAAGGCCAAGAGAGCGCUUCUUCAGGAAUCGAGUUCAGAAGAGGAAGCUUCCACCCUAAAAGUGAAUCAAGACCGAGGGAAAAAUUCCAAGAAAUCACCUGAGGACUCCGAUGCCAAUCAAGAAGAUUCAGCCUUGAAAGGCAAUCAAUUGAAAGAUAAAGCCAACACGUCUGUACCUGAUUCCAGCCCGGAUAAGGAUUCUCCAUUGAAGAUCAAUCGAACCAGAGCACAGUCCACCAAAUUAUUUCAAACCUCAAGCUCUGACAAUGAAACUCCUGCUGGGGAAUUGAAGCCCGCCCGGACCAAGAAAAAGGUAACUAAAAAGACCAACGACGAUUCUAGUGCGGCUGAAGAUGGACAUGAAGGUCCUCAACUGAAUGCUAAUCAGACUCAAGAAAAGGACAAGGAACCCCUUGAUGACCCCGAGGCUGAAAACGUUGAGGAUUCUCUCUCGAACUCAAGUCCAAAACGAAAGGACAAUAAUAAAGCCAAGAAAUCGUCAGAAGAGUCCAGUGUGGAAAGCAAUGAAGACUCACCGUUGAAGGUCACCCCAACCAAGAAAAAGGCCAAGAAAUCCGCACGAGAGUUGUGUUCAGAUGAUGAAAAUGGUGUAGCUGAGACAAGCCUCAAAAAGGAAAAAGCCACGAAAGACAUCACUGAAGACUCAAACAGUUCCAAAGUUAAGGCCACUAAGGCUAAGAAAAGGGCCAACAAGAUACUGCUUCAUGACUCAAGUGACUCUGAGGAAGAUUCUCCAUUGAAAGCCAAGCAAGACCAGGACGAGCAAAAAAGAUCUCUGAAAAAUUUAAGCCCAGAACGAGUUGAAAACUCACCCACGAAGGCCAAUAAAGUCAGUGCUUGUGAUCAAGACAAUCUGUCUAUUCAAGCCAAAAAAGGUGUUCUUGAAUCAAGCUCCUCGGACGAGACUAACGAUUCACCUGUAAAACAAACCGAGGAAUCCUCUCCUUCAAGUCCAUCCAAGCUAAGCUCAGACUCGAGCCCUAAAGAACUCGAUGAACGCUCCUCUUCUUUGGUCGACAAUGGUCCAAGUAUUGUCCCUUCAGACCUUUCGUCUUCUGAAGGAUCUCCGCUAAAAAACACAACCAACCAGUCCUCACCCUCCGUUGACCAGGUUAAAAAGGCCGUGCUUGAUUCCAGUAGUUCUGACAAAGAGUCAAAUAUCGCCGCUCAAUCCGCCAAAAAGGUCGUUCUUCAAGAUUCAAGUUCUUCUGAUGGUGAAGGCUCCCGCGCCAAAGGUUCCCUCUCCACCCCUGAAGAACGCCAGACAUCCGGAGAGAGCAGUAUACCAAAAGCCGAAGAAGAUCUCGAGACCAAAGCCAAGGAAGGUGCUCUUCAGGAUUCGAGUGACGCUGACAACGACAGUCCAGCUCGAAUCAAGGCCCAAAAAGCCGUCCUUGACUCGAGUGACUCCGAUCCUGAGAAAUCUCUCUCUGUUCAGGCCUCAGAAGACAGUGAUUCACGCUUGGUCAGACGGAAAGCAGGGAAUCUGGAAAGGGCCAAGCUCUCAAAAGAAGAGCGUCUGAAACGCCGAACUCGGUUUUUGAUUCGGAAAAUCACCGUGGACACCGACUCGAAGCUCAACGGAAAGGCCUCCGUGAAGCUUGAUACGCUCUCAAUUGCCGUUCUCCAGGAUUUGGAGGAAGUGCGACGAGUCCACGUCAAAGAUUACCCGCAGCUUCGGAAGCUCUGUCGUACCCGCAAGCCCAAAGCGGAUCCAAAUAUCGACAGGCUUUGCGAUCUUUCCAAUUUAGAGGCUACAUCCGGUCUGAAAUCCAAGAAAAGCGCGUCAAAGCUGCCUAAAGGAGACAACAUCGACGAGGACGACCAAUCUUCAUGCCAAAUAUCUCCUUCCAAACGGAAACGGGAUCGACGUCGUGAGAAGGAGAAGAAACUCCAUUUGUUGGACGUGAGCUCAGCGGAAGAGGCUCACAAUUCUGACUCUGACUUGGACAAGGCUGUCGAGCCUAAAAAAAGUACAGAUCCGUUGAAGUCGAAAUCCACCCGUUUUGACGGACUGAAAAGCCGGAACGAUCUGGCCAAAGCAGCCAUCCUGGAUUCAACCAGUGGCUCCGAUAACAACGGCAAGGCCAAGAUGAACGGCCAAGGAGAUUCUCACGAAUCGUCGUCGGACGACCUGAAGGUGAAAAACGGUCAGAACGGAGACAAGAAAUCCGUGCAGAAAAAGGGUUCCAGUAGCAUAAGUAGUAAUAGUGUAAGUGGUGAUGGAAAGCGCAAGAGAACCGAACGGAAGGAUCCGAAUUACAUGCGCAUGAAAUUGAGUGAAACUGAUUCCAGUGAGGCGGAAGAAAAAGCCAAGACCCGACGGUUGAAGAAGGAACAGAAGGCCAAGGACGAGGGUGACAUUGACAGUGGCAGUGGCAGUGGCAGUGACAUCAAAGGCUCCGAUCAUGAUGAGGAAGCUAACAACUCAUCAGAUGAAUCGGCGGAAUUUGGCAAUUGGAAGAAGAACAACAAGAAGAAGAGAAACAAGAAUCGCAUCCAAGAUUCGGAUCAUGACGUGAAUGCGUCCGAUUUUGAGGCGGAUGACUUGGACGCCGAUUCGGCUGAUUCAGACUCGGAAAUUGAGGUGCACAAGAAGAAAGGCCCAGGGAAGAAGCGGAAAAAGCGCAAUGGUAACGAUUCUUCGGAUGUUUUGUCCAAUGAUGGCGAUGACGACGAUGAGGAUGAGGCUCGACCGAAGAAGAAACGAAAACGUAUCAAGAAGAACUCUUCGUCGGACGAGGAGGGAGACUCAGACGCGGAUUCUCCAAACAAAGGCGGACGUAAGGACAUCCGGAAAAUCAUUAGCGAAAAGAAAUUGUCACAAUCUACAAAAACCGCCGCGGCCGACGAGAAAGAUCGCCGAAAGCGAAUGGAAGAAAGACAACAGCUCUACAAUAAGACUUUCGAGAUCAAAGAAGGUGAAACCCAAGAGGAGCUACCCCUCGAUUUCAACGAAGAAACCAAAGAGGUCCUGGUGGAUGUGCCCACGACCUUAGUGAAGAAGCUCAAACCCCACCAGGUCAACGGCGUCAAGUUCAUGUGGGACGCAGUAUUCGAGUCCAAAAAGAUGGUCGAAGAAGGCAAAGUGCCCGGGGGUGCCAUCCUGGCCCACUGUAUGGGUUUGGGCAAGACCCUGCAGACCAUCACCCUCGUGAGCACGGUUCAUGAGAAGUUCCCGGGGCGCGUGAGCCGCACACUCGUGCUCUGUCCCGUGAAUACGGUCAAGAACUGGGAGGAUGAGUUCGCCAAGUGGCUCAAGGGUGACCUCGAGAUGGACGUGUACGAGAUGAGCAAAGAGAAGGACAACUGGGGACGCUCGGAUCGGCUCAAGGUGUGGCACCAAGAGGGCGGUGUGCUCAUCAUGGGCUACGACAUGUUCCGCAACCUGACCAAUGAGGCCAAGAAGUACAAUCGCAAGCAGCGGGACAUCUUUCAGAAGUCGUUGUGUGAUCCUGGGCCGGACUUGGUUGUGUGUGAUGAGGGUCACGUGUUGAAGAAUCUCAAAUCCGCCCUGAACAAGGCCAUGAACAAGAUCAAGACCAAGCGGCGGAUCCUUCUCACGGGAACGCCUCUGCAAAAUAACUUGAGCGAGUAUUUCGCCAUGGUCAACUUUGUCAAACCCCAACUGUUGGGCACGUUCAACGAGUUCAAGAACCGCUUCGUGAAUCCCAUUCAGAACGGUCAGCACUCGGAUUCCACGGAUCGCGAUGUGCGCGUCAUGAAGAAGCGCUCGUUCAUCCUCAGUGAUCUUCUCAAAGGCUGCAUGCAGAGACUCGACUACAACGUACUCGUGCCCUAUCUCCAACCCAAGCACGAAUUCGUCCUCUGCAUCUGCCUCACGGACUUCCAAAAGAAGCUCUACUCCUAUUACCUCGAGAACUUUGCUCGCGCCGGACAAAUCGGGUCCGACGGAAAACUCGAGGGUGGGAAAAAGGGCGGUCUCUUUUACGACGUUCAAAAUCUCUCCCGCGUCUGGAAUCAUCCGCACAUUCUGGCCAUGGCCAAGAGCCGCGCCGAUCUGAAGGCCAUGGACGAGUCUGACGACAACAUGGACGACGCAGAUGAAACGGGCAAUCUCCAAGGGUUCAUUGACGACGACGAGGCGAGUGAGACCCCGAACACCAGUGAGGAUGACGCCCGCACCAGUAGUGAGGACGAGAUCCGCAUCGAGCGUGAGGUGGUCAAGAAAGUCACCCGCAGUCAGCAGGACUCCGAUAUCGUGAAAGGGCUGGAUGAGGCCAAGUCAGAGGCUCUGGCCAGUGAGAAAGGCUGGUGGGGUCAAUUCCUGAGCGAGGACAACGAACUAGACCGGCUCGAAAACGGCUCCAAGAUGUUGAUCCUCAUGGACAUCCUGAAGGAAUGCGAGAUGCUCGGCGACAAGGUCCUUGUGUUCAGUCAGUCCCUGCUCUCGCUCGAUCUGAUUGAGGACUUCUUGGCCAGAGCCGGUCAAAAUACCGCCACCGCCGAAGAUUCCACACUCAUGUCCUAUUUGGGCACUUGGGUCCACGGCAAGGACUACUUUCGUAUGGACGGUUCCACUCCGCCGGAUACCCGAAAGAGAUGGUGCAACUACUUCAACAAAACCACCAACCAUCGCAUGCGAUUAUUUUUGAUCUCGACCAAGGCCGGAGGACUGGGCAUCAAUCUGGUGGCGGCCAAUCGAGUCAUCAUCUUUGAUGCCUCGUGGAAUCCCGCUCACGACGUUCAAUCCAUCUUUCGAGUCUAUCGCUUUGGUCAAACCAAGCCCGUGUACAUCUACCGAUUCCUGGCCAAGGGCACCAUGGAGGAGAAGAUCUACGAUCGCCAAGUGACGAAGCAAUCCCUGUCCGCACGAGUGGUGGAUGAGCAUCAGAUUGAGCGGCAUUUUUCCGUGAAUGAGCUGGCCACUCUCUACGAAUUCCAAGACGAACCUAUUGAGAGCCGCCCGGUCCCCAAGGUUCCCAAAGACCGCCUUCUAGCCGAGUUACUCACGAAGCACGAUAAGCUCAUUUGGAAGUAUCACGACCACGAUUCAUUGUUGGAGAAUCAGGUGGACGAGAAUCUGACGGAAGAGGAGCGGAAGGCGGCUUGGGAGGAGUUCGAGAACGAGAAGAAGGGCCUGGUGACCGGCGUGGAUCCGGCCGUUCAGGCCCUUUUGGCCCAAAGCAUCAAUCCGCAAGCUAUUCAGCAACAAUAUCGCCUACAGUAUCCCCAUCUCUCCGAGGAACAGAUCAUUCAAGCCACUCGAGCUCUGAUCAUGCAAAUGCAGAGCGGAAUCCACCGGAGACCCGCCUACGACAAGAGCCAUUACCAACAGGAAAUGGCUCGGGCCCGACAGCAAGAGAAGGCGUUGUAUCCGGGAAUGUACCGUAAGACGGACAAGUUCACGGGCAACCUUCAAAACGCCCCCAACACGGAGGCGUGGCACGCCCAAGUCAUGCAGCAGCAGCGUCAGUACAGCCAGAUGCAGCAAAUGCAGCAACAAAUCCAACAGAGUCGUCUGCAGCAGAUGCAGAUGCUCCAAGCUCAACUUAGCCAGAUCAACGGCCCCCAAGGCCAACUCCAACCCCAGGCACUCACCCAAGAUCAGGAGCCCGAAGAGAUCGUCCUGGACGGAGCGCCCGUGAUGGGCGAGCCGGUUGUGGUAUCCCCGCCUCGCCCUUCCACGAGUAGGCGUGGCCGUCCCCGCCUAGACCCCGACUCGGAUCUCUAUUAACCUCCGUAGCUCCGUCUGUGUACGAAAAUUGAUCGUCUGUCUGUCUGUCUGUCUUAUCUCGUUUUGGAGUUGGGUUGGUGCACCCUUUUCCCCCGUUGCCCCC
Messenger RNA from Tigriopus californicus, 7396 nucleotides. RefSeq names its product transcriptional regulator ATRX-like. The record is from RefSeq and is a predicted model, not a curated record. NCBI's taxonomy places the organism in Eukaryota, Metazoa, Arthropoda, Copepoda, Harpacticoida, Harpacticidae. Bases 319 to 7293 code for a protein of 2324 amino acids. The transcript is spliced from 14 exons. Gene Ontology annotation, molecular function: ATP binding; ATP hydrolysis activity; ATP-dependent chromatin remodeler activity. Gene Ontology annotation, cellular component: nucleus.